UCCGCUCGCGAUCCUCUCGGAGUGCACACGCGUCUGUUUGUGUGAAGUGCCACUUAGUGCUGUGACAUUUGUUUUGUGUUGUUGCAUCGGGCCCUCUAAUCACGAGUUCCGAUGCACCAGUGAGCGGCUGCAGAGUGUACAGCCUCAGUCAUGUUCGGCGGCGGCAGCGGCGGCUCGUACAGCGGCGAGUGCGGCGAGGGCUACGGGCUGGGCUACGUGGGCAACGGGCGCCUGCAGCAGUACGCCGCACACUUCGCGCCGCACCAGACCUGGCACCACGCGCCGCACCACGACACUUACGGUGGAGGCAGCGUGGGCGGCGUGGGGUCGGUGGCCGGCGGCCUGUACGGACAGAACAUGGUGAUGGGGUCCUGGUGCGCGCCCUACGACGCGCUGCAGCGCCCGCCCGCCUACGAUGGCGUGCUGGAGCCGUACGAGGAGGGGCGCGAGUGCGUCAACUGCGGCGCCAACAACACGCCGCUGUGGCGGCGCGACUCCACGGGCCACUACCUGUGCAACGCGUGCGGCCUGUACCACAAGAUCAACGGAGUUAACCGCCCGCUCGUUAAACCCAGCAAGAGGCUGUCGGCGGCGCGGCGGCACGGCCAGUGCUGCACCAACUGCGGCUCGCGCAACACCACACUGUGGCGCCGCAACAACGACGGCGAGCCCGUGUGUAACGCGUGCGGCCUCUACUACAAGCUGCAUGGGAUUAACCGACCGCUGGCGAUGAGGAAGGAUGGCAUUCAAACCAGGAAGAGAAAGCCCAAAAAGUCAGCAAACGGCACGAAACCGCCGCAGGACGCGCCUAAGAAGGACGGACAAGGCUCUCCCAGCAUGGACGAUAGCAAAUCGAGCAUAGCCGAAAUGCCGCUGCCUCUCACGGCGUCCAUGUCGCACUCGAAGAGCCCGCGCGAGGCGCUGCCGCAGAGCAGCGCGUCGCCGCACGCACACACGCACGCGCACGCACACGCGCACGCGCAUGCCCACGCCCACACGCACGGGCACGCGCACGCGCAGGCGCAGUACCCGCUUGCGAUCCCGUCCAGCACGGCGUUCCUGUCCACGCCGUCGCUGUUCAACAUCAAGAGCGAGCCCAGCGCGGCGGCCGGCUACGAGGGCUAUUCGCACUCCGCCAACGGGCCCUACCACUCGCAGCAGCACUACCUGCACGCGCUGCAGUAUGGGCUGGGUAACGGCGAAGAGGAGGAAGGCAGCGGGUUCCUGCACCAGCGCAACGUGACCGCACACGCCAAGCUCAUGGCGUCCACGUAGCAGCGCGGCGCACGUCACUACGUAUACGCAUUGAGUAGUCAAUUCAGGCAGGAUGCACAUUGAUAGCCGAAAAAAUUCCUGAAGUCGAGAGUCGCGACAGAAUUUAUAUUUAUUGACUGCGUCUAUUCAACCCCUUCGAGCCGUUCGAAUUAAAUUAACUUAAUCGGCUCAUCCAAUCAAAUGUCAAAAGCAUAUUCAUGAUAUGUCCUUGACUGAAGUAGUUUAGCCGUAUACUUUAGUUUAAAUUUAGUUUAAAAUAUAAACAGUAACAGAAACUGAACUUUGAAGUGUGAAUUUGUCCAUUUCACCGAUCAUCGUCACCAUAAAUGAAGUACAUUUACGAUUUUAAAACCAGUUACUAUAAUUCCAGAACGCGACAUACAAACGUACCUUACCUAUAUUUAAUGUUUGUAUGUAUUGAAAAAAAAAGAAUAAAUAGGUACCGUGCAAAUAUUCCCAAAAGUUGAGUAAGUUACUGAAAUAAACUUGCCAGGACAUUGUGUUCAGGCACAGCUUUGUAUGAUAUGUAAAAUUAUUCGACUGAAUAGCUGUUGUCGUUAUAUAGUUGUACUAUAAGCUCUAAUUGUAAGGUUUUCACUUUGUAACUAAUGGAUGUCAUUGUUGAACAUACCUCCGUACCGUCUGAGCGACGUUAGCUAGUGUACACCCCCGCUUAAUCAUUUCUUUUUAAAGUUCCUUUGCUUUUAACACUAGUCUAUUGAUGGUUGAUUAUCGAAAUAUAUUGAAUUAAUUUUAUCUAUUAUUAAAAUAAAUAAAUGUUAAUGGACCAACAAAUAUUGAUGUUUGUUAUCUGCUAUAGAUAAGCUCAUUAUAAAAUCGAUUGGCAUUUUAUGUUCAAACAAUAAUAAAAUAGAUGGUAAACAACAAAAUGAUUAUACUUGAUAGAAGCAUUAGUUCAUCAGUUAUAUAAUAUAAGACUUGGUGCUGUAAAUAUUUUUGGAGUGGUCCAAGCAUUCACAUAUAUCUUCCAAUUCCUUAAGUGGCACAAUGUUGGUAGGUAUAAUUAGGUUUAGUUAGAAAGCAUUUAUUACGAGAUGUACAUAGUAGUGUAAAAUAAAACGAAUGAAUAGGUACUUACAACAGUUUAUUUGUUACUAUUAUCACAGAAUUGUAUUUUACGAUCUCUCUUGUAAGUCAAAUGUUAUAUAGAGUUGGGUAAAUGUACAAAAUUACAUGAAAUACAUUUGAGCACAC
Molecule: messenger RNA, 2490 nt
Organism: Zerene cesonia (dogface butterfly)
Lineage: Eukaryota; Metazoa; Arthropoda; Insecta; Lepidoptera; Pieridae
Product: GATA-binding factor A-like
Exons: 8
Coding region: 151-1275 (374 amino acids)
Biological process (GO): positive regulation of transcription by RNA polymerase II; cell fate commitment; negative regulation of transcription by RNA polymerase II
Molecular function (GO): RNA polymerase II cis-regulatory region sequence-specific DNA binding; zinc ion binding; DNA-binding transcription factor activity, RNA polymerase II-specific
Source: RefSeq, a predicted model, not a curated record